UCUUCUCAUUGAAUAGUAAGGCAAAUUAAAAGAAAAAAAGAAACAAAAAAAAUAGCAGUAUAAAAAAGAAUUUUUGUCUCAAGUCACUGUGAAUAUUAUAGCAGCAGCAGCAGAAAAAAAAAAUAAUAAAAAUAAAUAUUCAAAAAUGACUCGAGAGGUGGUCAAAUUAGCACAAAAGUUCAAUAAUUUUUAUUUAAAUGGUUUUCAAAAAGGUGAUAUAAGACCAUUUUUAGUAGAUGGUCAACAAGUCGGUCUAAUAAAAUCUGAAGUAUUAAAACAUUUAAAAAGAUUCCCAGAAGUUUUUUGCAUUAGAAAAUGUGAAUAUUCAAAUCAGGGAAUAGUUGAAUUAAAUCCAGCAUUCAGAGAUUAUGGCGAAAGAACUGAAAAAUUAGAUAAAGUUUUAAGGCAACUUAAAUCAGAAAAUAUUUUCACUGCCCUAAGUGGAUGGAGAGAUGAGUAUUAUGAAGUUAAAUCGGCACAAUCUGUAGGUUUAUUAAAAAUGGAUCGUAGCGCAACAUGUUUAUUUGGUGUAAGAAAAUAUGGUGUUGAUAUAAAUGGUUAUGUUAAGCACCCAACUCAAGGACUUUGUAUUUGGUUACAGCAACGUUCAAAUACUAAAGAAACUUGGCCUGGUAAAUGGGAUAAUAUGGUUGGCGGUGGUUUAUCGGUUGGAUUCGGUAUUAUUGAAACCGCUAUUAAAGAGGCUGCUGAAGAAGCAUCAAUUCCAAAUCAUUUAAUUAAAAAUUUAGUAUCAGCUGGUUGUGUUUCAUUUUUUUUUGAAAGUGAUAGAGGUUUAUUUCCAAAUACCGAAUAUGUGUUUGAUUUAGAAUUACCAAUUGAUUUUGUACCACAUAAUUCUGAUGGUGAGGUUCAAGCAUUUGAAUUAUUACCAGCAAAAGAAUGCUUAGAAAGGGUAUUUUCACCAGAAUUUAAAACAACAAGCUGCCCAGUUGUUAUAGAUUUUAUGAUUAGGCAUGGUUUUUUAACAUCAGAAAAUCAAUUGAAUUUUACACAAAUAGUUGAGUUACUUCACGUUCCAUUACAAUCUUUAUAUACCUAUAACAGGUCACUUGAAAAUAAUGCAAAUAAUUUUGAUAAUAAAAUUGAAAACGGCCAUAGUAUUUAAAAAAAAGAAAAACAAAAAAAUCACAACAGAUUUCAAGAACAGAUAUUAAUUAUUUAUUAAAUUUUAAUAAACAUUUUAAUUAAAUAUGUAUAAUAUUCUAUGUUACAAAAAAAAAAAAAAUAUGUAUAUCCAGAGGACUAUUUCAAUUUAAGACAAAAUUAUACAAAUAAAUUAUGUAAUUAGACAUUUUGGUUUUUAAAUUAAAAGUUAAAUUUACUUAAAACAUGUAUAAUAUGCAUGAUUAUAUUAUAUAAUAACUAC
This is a messenger RNA of Condylostylus longicornis, 1387 nucleotides long. RefSeq lists its product as uncharacterized. Gene Ontology annotation, molecular function: 8-oxo-dGDP phosphatase activity. NCBI's taxonomy places the organism in Eukaryota, Metazoa, Arthropoda, Insecta, Diptera, Dolichopodidae. The coding region runs from base 146 to 1126 and encodes 326 amino acids. The record is from RefSeq and is a predicted model, not a curated record. The transcript is spliced from 7 exons.